Durusdinium trenchii is the source of this 2580-nucleotide messenger RNA. The record is from the annotation of a GenBank genome assembly. NCBI's taxonomy places the organism in Eukaryota, Dinophyceae, Suessiales, Symbiodiniaceae.
AUGGCAAUCUCGCCGUGGGCUGCGAAGACAAAGAAGAGUGAGGUCAAGGAUGAUUCAUCAGAGCCAUCUGCAAAAGUUCCUUGCACGCAAUAUGAAAAGCAGCUGAAGAAGAUGGAGGGAAACGUUGGUUUGGUGAAGGAGCUUCUUGGGCACAUGGCCUGGAUCCGGCAGCAGAUUCAGGGCUCCAAGGGUGAAACCGUGGUCCAUCCUGGGCAACUGAUUCUGAACACCUUGGCAUGUGAGAAUGCGGAGCUCACAGCUCAAUCGUUGGAAGCUUGGUUUCAGGAAUACGCAUCCAAAAGGGCAGCCAUGGGCGUCAAUGUGAUCUUCAAGGAAGCCAGCAAGACUGUGAUCGAGAGCACCAUGAACAAUGAUGUGAUCAAGGUUCCCAUCACGGUCCUGUCGCAGCAGGUGCCUGACGAUGGACUGCCCCUGAUUGAAGACAUGAUCACAUGCUGGGAAGGCAUGAUCUUUGGUGGCCUUGAUAUUGCCCGUGAACCCAUUGAUGUUGCAGUGUGGCCCUCAAAACAGUUGAACACGCAUGUUGACUUUUCUGAUUCUGACAGCUUUGAUUUGAAAAUGAUUGAGGCGGAUGUGGCUGCAGGACAGGCCAUCAAAGUGGCUCCGCUGUCCUUGAAAAUCAUCAAGGGCUACACAAAGACACAAUGUGUGCUGUUCACACUGCUGGCUGCAGCAGAUGUGGACCUCAGUGCCCCUGAUGCGAUGGAGCUAUUGAAGCCUCUCUUCCCAGUCUUGGAUUAUGCGUGGUUUAGUGCCAUCAUGCAGGUGCGGGCUGACCAGGGAGUCCACGCGAAGGAGCUCGCAACAGACCAGCGCUUGCGGAAGGUGAUUCAAGAGUUCCAAGACACCCCAGGAUUUCUGUCGAAAUGGGCCCUCGACGAGGACAAAAUCAUUGGGAUCCACAAUAUCAUCACCGGAACUUGUGAAGAAGCUCGGGAUUGCAUCCGCCAGCAUUUGAAUGCUGCCAAGUGGGUGCAGAGUGCUUUCAAUGUUGAGCUCCUGAGGCGCCCUCGCUGGCUGUUGGGAGCUGGUUUGAAGGGUGUCCCUGAUUGCUUCAAGAAGGUGCUCACAGUCAAGCCAGAGUCACAGAGGCUGUUUAUGAAGCUUGUGGUGCAGAAGUUCACAGAACGCUCUCGAAAGGUCAGGCCAAAUCAGCGGGCCAGAGUCCGUCUGUCAUCUGCCGAUUGGGACGCUUAUGUGAACUAUGCUUGUGUGCUUCACAGCGUCAUGGAGGAGGCUUUGGUUUCCCUAGCAGGGGCUGCUGUUCAAUCAGUGGAAGACUUGGAAGCCGAUGUGGAUUCUGCUGAGUUUGCAGCGAUCCGAACCAAGAUUGCGAUGCUGAUUGAGAAGUUCCUGGAGCGCCAGUGCUUCAUGGGUGUGGUGCCUGACGUGGGCAACAUGCCCAGCUCUGACCAGUUUGUUCGCAAAGCGGUUUUGGAAUCCCAGGCGCCUCCAGAGCACAUGCACUACGUUGCCUAUGUGGACUUCACCAAAUUGGGCACUUUCAGCCAACAGAAUGUCAACACCCAUGCCCAGAUCAAUUGGUGUGGUGAUCGUGGAAAGAAGAGCGUGAUCUUUCACAGCACCAUGUAUGAUGGAGCCCUGGAGCGUGCUGCAAUUGAAGCCCAGACGCCAGUCUUCUCAGUGUCAGCUGAUGCAGUCACACACAAGCUUUCUUGCAAGAUAGUCCGCAACACCCUGCUUGAGGGUUGGAAGAAAGGUGAGGCGAAGGGACCAGAGUUCAGUGUGAAAUUUGUGGCUGAACCACCAAGCCUUCCUGAGAUUACCAAGUUGCCUGAGAUGACAUUGUGCAAGAUCAUGGACCACAACACUGUGGCCAUUCCGUCGGACAUUCGACAGAGGUUUUUGAGGGAUCCUCUCAGAUCCAAAGAGUGGAAGGAGAUCUUGGCUGAAUUUGACAAGAAGUUUGAGGCUACCUCACAAGGGCAACCCGCUCAGGCAACCCCAGCAGCUGAGACUGAAUCUGGCGCCGGAAAGCCUGAAAGCUCAUGGAAAGACAUCUUUCCUGACAGCCCCGAAGAGCUCACUGUCUUGGAUGCCAUGGAUGUGUCCUCCACUUUCCCUUUGGGCAGUGGCUCGCUUGUCUGCAAAGUCAUUGAAGGGCCACAGUACUUCAUCUGCGCGACGACUUCAUCAGGAAGCUUUGACACUGCCGAAGCUGUUUUUUUGCACAAUGGUGGCACGUGGUUGCUGGACGGCAAGGCAGCAAAGGCCUUGCAGGACAAGUUUUUGGUUUGCGAAGAUGAGCAUGGGGCUGACAGUCAAGUUCAGAGUCUCAGGGCUUGCUUGCAGCAGAUCGAGCGUGAUGGUCUCGUGGAUUUCAAAUUGGGCGGUCAUUCCGCAGAUCGCCCUGGCCAAGUCUUCAAUGGCCACAGUGAAGACAUGUUCAAUGUCGUGCCCAAGGAGGACAAUCCAAUGGUUUGGAAACCCAAUGCGGUGCAGCUGAGGCAGUUGAAGUACAGCAGCUGCGCAAGCUAUGUGGAUGCUGAGAAGCUGACAGCAUCGCCUGCCUUGGAAGUUGCUGCUUGUUUCAACUGA